CUACCUAUGGACCGCCUCACCUGUUGCAAGGGGGCGUGGAAACGGAAGUCGAGCUCGCCGAGGUCAGAGGCCGGCUGUGUUGAUGUUGACACUAGGCCGGGCCGUAGUAGCUGCCGCUGUCAGGAUACCACGAAAGACCCGAAAGACAAGAGAGGGAAGAGUCAGAUUUGGUCGACUUGGGCUGCUCAGGAUAACUGCUUUCUUCUCCGGCGCCUCCUCGGGAUUGAUUGAUUCGCUCUCUUCCGUUUCCCUGCUGAGUGGUGGUUUUGGGGAAAGCGAUACACCGUGAUUGACCCUGUCAUCCGGGCACUUGUCGCCGCCUUCCCCUUGUACCCUUUUCUAUAAAGAGUGUUUUACCAUCCCCUUUAAGCCCUGCGCCCACAUAGUUGCCCUUACUCCGUUUUCCCCUUAGCCCUCUUCAUCCGGGUAACCUGCCUACUACUUAGCCCUCUUCAUCCGGGUAAUCUGCUUGCCCCCUUAGCCCUCUUCGUCCCGGUAUUUACCCUUCGUCCCUCUCUCUUUUUCAGAUACUUUUUUCAUUUAUUUCUCCCUCCUUCUGCUUCAUCUCUUCCCCCCUCCACCUCGGAACCUGACCCAUAUUAGUCCUUACAUACGGGUACUCUACAAACCUAUCGUCCCUUGUUCAUUUGGGUAACUCAUUCCUUGUCCUCUUCAUCCGGGUACUUGCACCCACCCACCUCACCCCGCGCUCCCUGAGAGGUCGCCGGCCUCUUCCUCCCAUCCUCUUGCUCCCACCCGCUCUUGCCAUGACUAUCUUGCCCAAGAAGAAGGCUUGCCCGGCAGCAGGGGACGGAGACAGGGACCAGCCUGGCUCUCGGGGAGGAGGCCCGGGUGGCCCAGGGGGUCCCGGCGGCGUUGGAGGCCCAGACCCCCGAGGCUGCUCUGGCGCUGACUCGCACCCGCGAGGCACCGGCGGAGGCGUCGGAGGAGGAGUCGGCCCCGGUGACCCACACUCAGGACGCGGUGGCGCCCGACCCCGGGCCUCGCCUCCUCCGCCGCCACCCCGCUGGGGUCUGCCCCCCGCUGGGUCCCCUCCGCCGCCCAAUCCCGGGGUCGGAGCCGGUGGCGACGGGCCCGGCCUCGGCCUGCUGGACUCCGGAGUGGCCGAGGCGCGGGGCGGGGUCGGUGGCGGCUGCUGCUCCGGCCCUGGCCACAGUAAGAGGCGGCGGCAGGGGGGGCCUGGCGGGGGCCUGGGAGCGGCGGGGCCUGGCGGAGGGGGAGGCAACAGUCCCGAGCAAGAUGAGGCCGGCGCCGGCUACAACAGUGAGGACGAAUACGAGACGGCGGCGGCCCGCAUCGAGAGCAUGGAUCCGGCCACCGUGGAGCAGCAGGAACACAGGUUCGAGAAGGCGCUGAGAGAGAAGAAAGGGUUCAUCAUAAAACAGAUGAAGGAAGAUGGGGCCUGCUUGUUCCGGGCUGUGGCUGACCAGGUAUACGGUGACCAAGAUAUGCACGAAGUGGUCAGGAAGCACUGUAUGGACUACCUGAUGAAGAAUGCUGAUUACUUCUCCAAUUACGUGACGGAAGAUUUCACCACUUACAUUAACCGGAAGCGGAAAAACAACUGUCAUGGCAACCACAUUGAGAUGCAGGCUAUGGCAGAGAUGUACAAUAGACCUGUGGAGGUUUACCAGUAUGGCACAGAGCCCAUCAACACUUUCCACGGCAUCCAUCAGAAUGAGGAUGAACCCAUCCGGGUGAGCUAUCACCGCAACAUACAUUACAACUCCGUGGUGAACCCCAACAAGGCUACCAUUGGGGUGGGAUUGGGGCUGCCUUCCUUCAAGCCAGGGUAUGCAGAGCAGUCCUUGAUGAAAAAUGCAAUCAAGACAUCGGAGGAGUCGUGGAUCGAGCAACAAAUGCUGGAAGAUAAGAAGCGAGCAACAGACUGGGAAGCAACCAACGAGGCCAUUGAGGAGCAGGUUGCCAGGGAGUCUUAUUUGCAGUGGUUGCGUGACCAGGAAAAGCAGGCCAGACAGCCUCGCAAAGCCAGCGCUACCUGCAGCUCUGCCACAGCAGCCGCAGCCAGUGGUUUGGAAGAAUGGAGUGGCCGGUCACCACGCCAGCGCAGUUCAGCGUCUUCCCCAGAGCACCCAGACUUGCACAAUGAGUUGAAUGCUGCCAAACCACCUUCCCCUGGAAACACCACAACUCUAGCACUUACAAAGCCCCCCUCGCCAUGCGCUCCUGGUACAAGCAGCCAGCUUUCUGCCGGCAGUGGCCGAGCAACCCCUCCCUUAGUGUCAUUGUAUCCAGCCCUGGAGUGCCGGGCAAUCAUGCAACAGAUGUCACCCACAGCAUUCGGCUUGAGCGACUGGGAUGACGACGAGAUCUUGGCUUCGGUGCUGGCAGUGUCACAACAGGAGUACUUGGAAAGCAUGAAGAAGAGUGCCCUGCACAGAGACAGUGGUUCAGACAAAAGUUGAUAACUCGCAGCGCCUGUGCUCACCUGACACCCCUUAGGUGCAUGUUUUGGCAAGAAGGAUGACAAUACCUGGGACCCCUCCCCUCCUCCUCUGCUGAUCAACGCUCCUUCGGCUGCCCUUUUGCCCCUCAUUUUUUGGCUCUUUGCAUCCAACCUCCAGUGUGUUUGGGGGAGAAGCAAGAGAAGGACAGGACCUCCUCUGCAAGGAGCUGGAACACACACAAACUGGGGCAUGCUGGGCUUCCCCCUUCAUCAGCCGUUCCUUCAUUAUUAAAAAAAAAUGAUCUGGUCCUAAGUGAGCCCUCCCCACUUUGGAAUGAGGGUGUGUGUGUUACAGUUUGCAUAUGGGGGGGGAGAUGCGGGAAGGGACUCUUCAGGUUGGAUUUAGGGGAGUGGAGAGAAGCUCAGCUGCUUCUGCGGAAGCAGUGUGUGACUGUAGGGCCUGCCAAGUUCUCUCACCCUGGGAGCUGGGACUGUAACCAUGUUCGGGCAUGGAGAUGGGGUUAGCAGUGUGUGUACUGUUCUUUCGCCUGCACUCUUUUUACACUAGUGCCCUGGGCUUCUAAUGGAAGGGACUUCAGUGGAGCGGGCCCUAAACCAGCAGCCAGUUAAUAUCACUCCACCUUCAUCUCUGAGGAACAGCUUUUGGUUGUCUGCAGUAGCACCACCACCCUUGCUGUCUCUUCUUUCUCCGUGCGACAGCCUCUCUUUCUUGCUUCCUGCCCAUGUGUCAGUCCCCGUUUGUUCACAUGUGGCUCCUGACAUCCCCAGAGUGUACCACUGCUCCCGUGGCUCCUAACUUUUUUGCCCCACUUCACUGGUCUCCAUGGAGCUGUUCUGUGCAUGUUGGCCUGUCUUUGCCUCACCUGCUGCUGACUCUUCUAUUCUCCCUGUGCCUGGCAGCAGGGGGGCAUCACUUGUCAUUCAGUGUCAAUACCUCCCAGGAAUGGGCCUGGCCUUAGUUGCAGAAUGGAGAGGAGCUGUUGGCAACAAAAUGGACUCUGACAGGUCAAAAGCUGGAGGCUGCAACUGCAAUGGUGGGAAGGUACCAGCUCUCUCCUGUGGCGAAAAUAGAUGUCGAAUCCCAUGGUUAGGGCCAAUGCAAAUAGGGUGGGAGGGGCACCUGUCCCAUGAGGGCCUAGACUGUUGGCAGGUUGGCUUAAAGGUAAAUAACUCCUAGAAAGGAAAGAUGUCUGGCAUCCUUACCUCUUCUAAGUGUGGUGUCUUCCUCACUACUGCUGUGGUUAUAAUUCACCUAUUGUGGCCAUUUUUUUACUCUCAAAGCCUGGGUCUGAACAAAUGUUUCUGCCUUCUCUGUUCGUGCAAGGGCACAGCACCAGUGUGCUCAACUACUCCUGCAUCUUUCUGCUGUGCCCAAAAUUCAUGAAGGGGUGGGAUUUGCUAAAGCUCCUGCCCCAUUACAUUGCUUUCUAAGGCUCCAAAGAGGCAGCUUUGAACAGGGGAGAAGGAAGUAGGUAGUCUACUACUUUAGGAAAAACUGGUCCAUGGGAGACUGGUUUAAAAGUGGUAUUUGGUGCCUGAAAUAAAGUAUGGGAAGAAUUUAUCUCCUGCACUCUACUUCUCUCUCUCUCUCUCUCUCUCUCUCCCUCUCUCCCUCUCCCCGCCUCCCUCCCUCUCUCUCCCUUCUCCCUUCACGUUUCACCUGUGAGAGAGGUGAUGAACUCCCUUGUACAGAAUGAAAAAAUGAAGUGGGAACAGGUGAGGAUGUACUUGAAGACUAUGAGAACAAAGCAAACUGUUCAAGUCUGUUUCUUUGAUGUGCUUUCUUGUUCCUACAAACCUCACUGGUAGCUGGAGGUGAAUAGUGUAGCCUGUCCUUGCUUCUCCAUGGGGCCUUGCAUUCAGCUUCCAUGAUCCCCACAACAGUGGUAAACAGCUGCUGGUUUUCAACUGUUUAGGACUGAAUGCUAAAAGGGCCACACUUACAUGUGCCCUGUGCCCCACCCUAUGUGCUGGUUUACUGCCAAUUAGCAAUGAAAAUCUCUUGACCCGAAAUGCCAAAUUCUGCAAGACUGAUAUAAGCAGAAUAAAUCAUGUAAAUAUGA
This is a messenger RNA of Rhineura floridana, 4512 nucleotides long. It is a transcript of the gene OTUD5, whose product is annotated as OTU deubiquitinase 5. Gene Ontology annotation, molecular function: cysteine-type deubiquitinase activity; K63-linked deubiquitinase activity. NCBI's taxonomy places the organism in Eukaryota, Metazoa, Chordata, Lepidosauria, Squamata, Rhineuridae. The record is from RefSeq and is a predicted model, not a curated record. The transcript is spliced from 9 exons. Bases 768 to 2447 code for a protein of 559 amino acids. Gene Ontology annotation, biological process: protein deubiquitination.